Penicillium waksmanii is the source of this 360-nucleotide messenger RNA. Its product is annotated as SNAP receptor SNC2. The coding region runs from base 1 to 360 and encodes 119 amino acids. Gene Ontology annotation, biological process: vesicle fusion; vesicle-mediated transport. The record is from RefSeq and is a predicted model, not a curated record. Gene Ontology annotation, molecular function: syntaxin binding; SNAP receptor activity. The transcript has 3 exons. Gene Ontology annotation, cellular component: SNARE complex; plasma membrane. Lineage: Eukaryota; Fungi; Ascomycota; Eurotiomycetes; Eurotiales; Aspergillaceae.
AUGGCCUCUGAAGCCCCCUACGACCCUUAUAUCCCGGCCGGUGGCCAGGGCGCGACAGCAACCGCAGGCGCCUCCCAAAAUGGCAACCAGCGAACAGCCGCAUUGCAAGCGCAAAUUGACGACACCGUCGGUGUGAUGCGCGAGAAUAUCAACAAAGUCUCCCAGCGUGGUGAGCGCCUCGACUCUCUCCAGGAUAAGACCGACAACCUGGCUGUAUCAGCCCAGGGGUUCCGCCGCGGCGCCAACCGUGUGCGCAAGCAGAUGUGGUGGAAGGAUAUGAAGAUGCGUGUAUGCCUGGUCAUUUGCGUGAUCGUCCUGCUGGUCGUGAUCAUUGUGCCGAUUGCGGUUACCAAGGGAUAA